Molecule: messenger RNA, 1411 nt
Organism: Bubalus bubalis (water buffalo)
Lineage: Eukaryota; Metazoa; Chordata; Mammalia; Artiodactyla; Bovidae
Gene: GPR25
Product: G protein-coupled receptor 25
Exons: 1
Coding region: 148-1272 (374 amino acids)
Biological process (GO): immune response; G protein-coupled receptor signaling pathway
Cellular component (GO): membrane
Molecular function (GO): G protein-coupled receptor activity
Source: RefSeq, a predicted model, not a curated record
GCGCCUGCCCCUCCCCCGCCCCCACCCCUUCCUGCCCACCCAGUCGCCUCGGCCCGGGCGGCAGGAAGGGAGGUGCUGGGCUGGGCACGGGCCGUGAAGAGCCACCCUCCCUCUUGGCCCCGCGACCGCCACCGGGCGUCUCCGGCCAUGCGCCCCACGGAGCCCUGGAGCCCCAGCGCGGGGACGGCGCCCUGGGACUACUACUCGGGGUCGGGGGCGCCGGGCGAGCUGGAGCCGGAGGAGCUGUGCGCAGCACGGGACCUGCCCUACAGCCACGCCUACAUCCCCGCGCUCUACCUGGCGGCCUUCGCCGUGGGCCUGCCAGGCAACGCCUUCGUGCUGUGGCUGCUGUCCGGGGCGCGCGGCAGGCGGCGGCUCGUGGACACCUUCGUGCAGCACCUGGCGGCCGCCGACCUGGGCUUCGUGCUCACGCUGCCGCUGUGGGCCGCGGCGGCGGCGCGGGGCGGCCGCUGGCCCUUCGGCGAGGGCCUGUGCAAGCUCAGCAGCUUCGCGCUGGCCGGCACGCGCUGCGCGGGCGCCCUGCUGCUGGCCGGCCUCAGCGUGGACCGCUACCUGGCCGUGGGCCGCCCGCUGGCCGCGCGCUCCCCGCGCUCCCGGCGCUGUGCGCUGGCCGCCUGCGCGGGCGUGUGGGCCACGGCCCUGGCCACAGGCCUGCCGUCGCUGGCCUUCCGCCGCCUGCGGCCGCUGCCCGGCGGGGACCGCGGCAGCCAGUGCGGGGAGGAGCCGUCGGACGCCUUCCAGGGCCUGAGCCUGCUGCUGCUGCUGCUGACCCUGGUGCUGCCCCUGGCCGUCACCGUCGUCUGCUACUGCCGCGUGUCGCGCCGCCUGCGCGGGCCGCCGCACCUGGGCCGCGCCCGGAGCCGCUCUCUACGCAUCAUCUUGGCCGUCGAGGGCGCCUUCGUGGGCUCCUGGCUGCCCUUCUGCGCCCUGCGCGCCGUCUUCCACCUGGCGAGCCUGGGCGCGCUGCCGCUGCCCUGCCGCUUGCUGCUGGCGCUGCGCUGGGGCCUCACCGUCGCCACCUGCCUGGCCUUCGUCAACAGCUGCGCCAACCCACUCAUCUAUCUGCUGCUCGACCGCUCGUUCCGCGCGCAGCUGCGGCAGCGCGGGGCCUGCGGGCGCGCCGACCGCCCGGCGCGCGGGAGCAGCUCGGCGUCAUCACUCUCCGGCGACGACGGCUCCCCGUUCCGGAGCCCGGCCCGCGCGGGCGGCCGAGCCCAGACGGCGAGCGCCCCCUCGGCUGUUGGCCCGUAGCUGCUCGGCCCGCGGGCUGCGGGCGGCGGAGGGAAGCGAAGCGGGCCGUCCCCCCCCGCCACCCGUCUCCCCGACCUCCCCGAGCGCAGCGGGCUGCUCCGCCGUGUCCGCGGGGCCUCCCAGGGUCUCCCUCACGAGC